This is a messenger RNA of Rhizophagus irregularis DAOM 181602=DAOM 197198, 2022 nucleotides long. RefSeq lists its product as uncharacterized. Gene Ontology annotation, molecular function: acetoacetate-CoA ligase activity. Gene Ontology annotation, biological process: lipid metabolic process. The record is from RefSeq and is a predicted model, not a curated record. Lineage: Eukaryota; Fungi; Glomeromycota; Glomeromycetes; Glomerales; Glomeraceae.
AUGUCCACCUCAAUUCCAUUAAAACCAGUAGAGUUGUGGAGACCAAAAGAUAUUUCUAAUACUGAAAUUGAAAAUUUUCGUAUUAAAGUCAAUAAAAAGUAUAAUAUUAAUCUAGAGAAUUAUCAACAAUUGUGGCAAUGGUCGGUUGAUAAUAUUCAAGAAUUUUGGGCAGAAGUAUGGGAUUAUACGAAAUUAAUUUAUUCAGUCCCUUAUCAACAGGUGUUAGAAGAUAAACCAAUGGAUCGAAUACCAGCAUGGUUUUUAGGAGCAAAACUUAAUUUUGCAGAAAAUUUGUUAUGGUGUAGAGAUAAAAACAGAGUAGCAUUAAUUUCAACAGGCGAGAAAAGAUCACCGACAAGUAUAACAUAUUAUGAAUUAUAUGUACUAGUAAACAAAUUAUCAAGAGCCUUACGUAAAAUAGGAGUAUGUAAAGGAGAUAGAGUAGGAGCAUAUAUAUCGAAUUGUAGUGAAGCGAUAAUUGCAAUGUUAGCAACUACUAGUAUAGGAGCAAUUUGGAGUAGCACUUCAACAGACUUUGGAGUUACGGGAGUAUUGGAUAGAUUUUGUCAAAUUAGUCCUAAAAUAUUAUUUUCGGUUAAUUCCAUAAUAUAUAAUGAUAAAGAACAUAAUCAUUUAGAUAAAUUAAAAAUUGUUGUAGAAAAGUUGAAGAAUGAAGGAUUAGAAAAGGUUGUGAUCAUUCCUUUCGUGGGAAAAAUUGGGGAAGAAAUUCAUGAUAUUCCAUUAGCAUCAUCUUGGGACGAGUUUAUUAUUUCACAAGGAGAAGGUGCAGUAGAGGAGAAAAUCCAAUUUGAACAAUUACCAUUUGAUCAUCCAGUUUACAUCCUAUUCAGUUCAGGUACAACGGGAAAACCGAAAUGUUUAGUACAUAGAUCCGGAUUAUUAUUACAACACAAAAAAGAACAUAUAUUACAUGGUAAUAUGAAAGAAGAUGAUGUAUUCUUUUAUUAUACUACGACUGGAUGGAUGAUGUGGAAUUGGCUAGUUGCCGGAUUAAGUGUUGGAUCCAGUAUUGUGUUGUAUGAUGGUAGUCCAUUUAAGCCAUCUCCAUCCAUACUUUGGGAAUUAACUGAAAAAUUAGGAAUUACAAUAUUUGGUACUUCAGCAAAAUAUAUACAAAGUUUAGAGGAUGUAGAAUACAAACCAAAACGACAUCAUAAUUUAAAUAAACUUCGUAUGAUAUUAUCGACAGGAUCACCUCUUAAACCAGAAAGUUUUGAUUUUGUUUAUAAAGAAAUUAAAGAUGAUUUAGUAUUGGGAAGCAUUACAGGUGGUACUGAUAUUUGUUCAUUAUUUGCCGGACAUAAUGUCUCAUUACCUGUUUAUAGAGGUGAAAUACAAUGUAUUUGUUUAGGUAUGAAAGUUGAAGCUUGGAAUGGUCAAGGUAAUCCAGUAUAUGGACAAUCAGCGGAUUUAGUGUGUACGAAACCAUUUCCAUGUAUGCCAAUAUAUUUCUGGAAUGAUACACCUUCACGCGAUCUAUACCGAUCAGCGUACUUAUCGACAUAUAGUGGAGUAUGGUAUCAUGGAGAUUUCAUAUUUAUUAAUCCUAAUACAGGUGGAGUAAUAAUGUUAGGUAGAAGUGAUGGAACAUUAAAUCCUGGUGGAGUAAGAUUUGGUAGCGCAGAAAUUUAUAAUAUAAUAGAUGAAUAUUUUAGGAAAGAUGGUAUAAUUGAUAGUUUAGUUGUUGGACAAAAAACUAAGAUGAAUAAUAAUGAAAGUGAACGAGUUGUAUUAUUUUUAAAAAUGGGUUAUAAACAAAAAUAUGAUAAAGAAUUAAUAGAAAAUAUCAAGAAAAAAAUUAAAGAUCAAUUAAGUCCCAGACAUGUUCCAACUUUUAUUUUACCCAUAGAUGAUAUUCCAUAUACUAUUAACGGUAAAAAAGUCGAACUUGCAGUAAAAAGAAUUAUUUCUGGUGAACCAGUCAUUCCUUCUGGUACUCUUGCUAACCCUGAAAGUCUUAAAUUAUAUUAUAAUAUACCUCAAUUAAAAUUAAAAUUAUAA